This is a messenger RNA of Penicillium waksmanii, 945 nucleotides long. RefSeq lists its product as uncharacterized. Gene Ontology annotation, biological process: fatty acid metabolic process. The transcript has 3 exons. The record is from RefSeq and is a predicted model, not a curated record. Gene Ontology annotation, molecular function: oxidoreductase activity, acting on the CH-OH group of donors, NAD or NADP as acceptor; NAD+ binding. NCBI's taxonomy places the organism in Eukaryota, Fungi, Ascomycota, Eurotiomycetes, Eurotiales, Aspergillaceae. The coding region runs from base 1 to 945 and encodes 314 amino acids.
AUGGCCACUCUUCCAAUUAAGACCGUCGGCGUCAUCGGAACUGGUGUUAUUGGCGCCAGUUGGACCGCCCUGUUCCUGGCCAAGGGCCUUCAGGUAAUUGUAUCGGACCCAGCUCCGAGAGCGGAAGAAAGGCUUCGCAGCUAUCUGGAGAAAGAAUGGCCAACGAUGUCCAAAGUCGGGCUCAGCCCUGGUGCAUCUUUGAAGAAUUAUGAAUUCGUCGAUGAUAUCAGUGAUCAUCUCGGGCGCCUUGAUUUCAUACAAGAGAAUGGACCUGAGAGGCUGGACUUUAAGCGCAGUCUAUUCGCUCACUUGGACGCAAAUACCCGCGAGCAUAUCAUUCUCGCAUCGUCUUCUUCUGGUCUUCCCUCCUCAGAAUUCAUAACCGAUUGCCAGAAAAAUCCAGCCCGUAUUCUGAUCGGUCAUCCAUUCAACCCACCUCACCUGGUCCCAUUGGUAGAGGUGGUUCCACACCCUAGAACUGGUGCUCAGUAUGUGACGGGUGCCAUGGGAUUUUAUCAGAGCAUGGGCAAGGACACAGUGCUCGUCAAACAGGAAGUUCCGGGCUUUAUCGCCAAUAGGCUCCAAGCUGCCGUUUGUGGUGAAGCAUAUAGUCUUAUUUCAAGGGGAAUUAUCUCGGCUCAAGACCUUGACAAAACUGUGACUUCAGGCAUUGGCCUCCGCUGGGCAUUUACUGGGCCUAUUAUGACAAACGUUCUAGGCGGGGGCGGCGACUUUAGGCAUCUCCUUGAACACCUAGGGCCAGCGUCGAGAGCUUGGACAGAAGACAUGCGCAACCAUGAAUUCGACUUUAAUUCUGAAAGUCUCGAUGCACUGAAUGGGAGCGUGCAGGAAUGGGUGUCGAAAGUUGACGUGGAGACUGAGGAGAGAAAACGAGACAACUCCAUGCUAGCCUUGAUUAAAGACAAGUCUAAUGAUUCCGUAUAA